This is a messenger RNA of Polistes canadensis, 3246 nucleotides long. RefSeq names its product glucose dehydrogenase [FAD, quinone]-like. The record is from RefSeq and is a predicted model, not a curated record. The transcript has 3 exons. Gene Ontology annotation, molecular function: flavin adenine dinucleotide binding; ecdysone oxidase activity. The coding region runs from base 147 to 2024 and encodes 625 amino acids. Lineage: Eukaryota; Metazoa; Arthropoda; Insecta; Hymenoptera; Vespidae.
UCUCGAUAUGGUUAAUUAUCUCUUGGAUUUUGCUUUUAAAGGAACUAUUGUAUAGGCAGAAUCUAAGAGUGUACUCAGCAAAAGUGAAGGACGAGUUCGUGUAACAAGUUAAAAAUUGUCAAAUCGGGUGAAGGAAGAAAAGAAAAAUGGAAUCUUGUAUUUCGGCAACUUGUGCAGCUGCGGUGCAAGGAUCAUCAAGUAGUUUUUUAUUCACGCAAUUGGUGCAGACACUACUCGUUGCACAAUGCGGUUUAAGCAAUAGCAAGGAUUAUCCAAUGGACCGUACAAACGAAAUCGUAAAUUCGAAAAGGGAAUUUGAUUUCGUGAUUGCAGGAGGUGGUACUGCUGGAUCAGUGUUAGCAAACAGAUUGUCAGAGAUAAACAAUUGGGAUGUAUUAUUGAUUGAAGCUGGCGAAGAUCCAUCAGCGUUAUCGGAUGUUCCUGGAAUGAUUUUGAUGAUUCAGGGAACUGAAGAAGAUUAUAGCUAUGAUAUCGAACCGCAAGAAGGAUUUUGUCAAGGUAUGAACAAUGGCAAUUGCAAGUGGGGUAAAGGGAAAGCCUUAGGUGGUAGUUCUGUGAUAAAUGCGAUGUUACACGUCCGUGGAAAUGAUCGUGAUUACAAUGAAUGGUCACACCUUGGUAACGAAGGUUGGAGUUAUGAGGAAGUAUUACCAUAUUUUAAAAAAUCAAUUGAUUGUUCUCAAGAAUACAUAGAUAAAUGGGGAGAUAAACAUUGUGCCAAGGGUGGUCCUUUGAAUAUUAGAAGCUUCAAUUAUUCCGAAACGAAUAUCCAAGAGAUCUUUAUAGACGCUGCUCGUGAACUUAAUAUACCAAUUCUUGAACCGUUAGACGGAGACAAUUAUAUAGGCUAUGGUAAAGCUUUAGGAGCUAUUGACAUGUCUCGUCGAAUGAACGUAGCGAAAGCAUUUCUUUCACCGAUAAAGGAUAGAAAAAAUCUUUAUGUAAUCAAAUCCGCCAGAGUAGAGAAAAUCCUUUUGAAAGAUAAUCGAGCUACUGGUGUUAGGGUGAUGUUAAGAACUGGCGAGGAAGUCGAUGUAAUGGCAUCAAAAGAAGUGAUUAUAUCGACUGGCACCAUAGUAACUCCUCAGAUUCUAAUGCUUUCUGGAAUUGGACCAGCUGAUCAUCUUCGUGAAAUAGGAAUAUCUCUGGUGGCUGAUUUACCCGUUGGACAAAAUCUUCAGGAUCACGUAAUAUGGUUAGGAAUUCAAGUGGCUUACAUUAAUCAGACGAGUGCACCACCAUCACCAACACAUAUAAUGGACAUUGCUUAUGAUUAUCUGAUGAAAGGGACAGGUGAAUUGGCUACGAUUGGCGGAGUAGAUCUUCUUGGGUUCCUUAAUCUUACCGACCCACAAUCGAAAUAUCCCGAAAUAGAGAUUCUCAUUACUCACGUACCAAGAUGGCAAGUAUAUAAAGUCCAAUUCCUUUUGAAAGCGUUCGAUGUUCUAGACGAAUUAAUUGACGUUAUGAGUAACGUUGUUAUGGAGACGGAUAUUAUUUUUAUGUGCCCGGCUUUGCUGAGACCAAAGAGCAGAGGUGAAAUUAAAUUACGCAGCACCGAUCCUACAGAUCCAGUUAAGAUCUAUGCUAAUUAUUUUAGCGAUCAAUCCGACAGAAAGAUACUUAUGAAAUCUAUCGAUUUUGCAAAAUCUUUGGCAAAUACCAAAACGUUUCAGACUAAUGGAAUAACCUUACGUCAUUAUGAUAUACCCAAUUGUCGAAAUACUGAGCCCGAUUCCAUGGAAUAUUGGGAUUGUAACUUAAGUAACACUGCUGGAACACUUUUUCAUCCUGUUGGUACAGCUAAAAUGGGACCUUCUAACGAUCCCACAGCCGUCGUAGAUCCUCGUCUUAAGGUAAAAGGCAUUCAGAGACUGAGAGUCAUUGAUGCUUCUAUAAUGCCACAAAUUGUUAGUGGAAAUACAAAUGCACCUACGAUGAUGAUAGCUGAAAAAGGAGCAGACAUGAUAAAAAAUGAUUGGCUCAGCAAGGACGAGCUUUAAAAUGAAAAUAAUUCGCAGGCGUUAAGCAAACUACAAGUUUUUUAUAAUCAACGAUGCUUCUUUAAAUGGAAACGUUUGCUUUUAUAUAACGUAAACCGAAAACGUAUUGUUUUUAUCGUGAUGAUUAAAAGUAUUUUAAUUGCUUUAUGGUAUCUGGGAUCAUUAUAAAUGUAGGUAAUAUACAGUGUCGGAUUAAACAGUAAGCGGACUAAGUUGCUGCUUAGGGUUUUGGAAUAUCAACGGGCCCCGGGGUCUUAAAAUUUCUUUUCAUUAGAAUUCGAGAAAAAUUACAUUUUUUUUUUUUAAAUAAAUUUAAUUAAUGUGUAAUGGUAUGAAAUUUUUGAUUACUUUACUUUUUUAUUAAUAACUUAAUAGGAAUAUUUCUAAAACUCUUUUUUUUUUUUUAUUAAAAUUUAAGGACCCCGAAAUUUGUAUCGCUUGCAGUCCCCGCUUAACUUGAUCCGCCACUAGUAUAAUAUAAUAAAUAAAUAAUAUAUAAUAUAUAGAUUAAUGUAAAUAUUAUAUUACGUUGUGAGUUGCGGAUUAAGUUUUUAAAACUACAUCGAAGUAUCUCUGAUUGUCUACUAGUAGGUGCUUCUAACACGCAUUAUACGAUAAAAGUAACUUCAAUAUUUUUCUAAUGAAAAUUUUACGCAUGAAAUAUUAGAACUUUCAACUGAAAUAGAAUACAUUUUUAUUGGUUUAUAUAUAUGCUACAAAUAGUAGAUUUAAAAAGGGAUAUAUAGAAUUGUAGAUAUACGCAUCAUACGUUAUAUAAACUUCGCAUAAUAAAUUGUUUGUUUUCAAUUGCAUUAUAUUAUUCUAGUUUCUUACGUCAAUUGAUCUAAUAAAAACACUGUAAAAAAUAUUUCAAUCAGCGAGUGAUAACACACAUUAUGUUAACAUGAAUCACAAUCAUUAUUAAAUACUCAUUUUUUGUCUAUUUUAUUGCCGAGUAAAAUAUGUAUUUAUGCUAAACUGUUUAAAUAAUAAAAAAAGGUUUCUGCAAACAUUAUACAAUAAAUAAUAUUGUUUAAAUUGUUAUGAAACAAGAAAAGUACAAAGAACAGAAACGAACGCUUCGGUUGAAUGCGGGCACGUAUGUUUGUUGAUUUCGAAAUUAACCAUAAAAGUGAAAUUACUCAUAAAAAGAAUGAAAAAUACAAACUUUAAAUUAAUAUGUAUAUCAGAAAUGUAUAAAAAAAAAUUAAAUUGAAUCGAA